Hippocampus zosterae (dwarf seahorse) is the source of this 2737-nucleotide messenger RNA. Its product is annotated as transmembrane channel-like protein 7. The coding region runs from base 148 to 2400 and encodes 750 amino acids. The transcript has 16 exons. Lineage: Eukaryota; Metazoa; Chordata; Actinopteri; Syngnathiformes; Syngnathidae. Gene Ontology annotation, cellular component: plasma membrane. The record is from RefSeq and is a predicted model, not a curated record. Gene Ontology annotation, molecular function: mechanosensitive monoatomic ion channel activity.
GUUCAGGAAGUUGUUGCUGCCACUACAGUAUUAUGUUUUCAACCUGACGCGUAAAGAACUAACAGUUGAGGCUAACACCUUUAUAGUUGUCCAGCAUAAUACUGUUCUAUAUAUAUAUAUCAAUUUUCUAAGACAGAAAAGAACGUAAUGGAUUCUGAUUCAGUGUUCUACACUGAUCGAAGUGGAAAAGUCACCAGUAACCCACUGCUGGACCAGCUCCCCAGCUAUCAGUCCUUGCUGUACCGCAGGAAGGGAUCCAAUACUGGCACCAAGAGAAGGAGCAGCUCUCGAGCUCGUGUUGGCUCUUCCGGCAGUGGGAGAUGGACUCUAAGUACUGUAAAUAGACAUGAUGAGAACCAGAAGAGCCAAGUGGAGCAGAGACCAACGAGAGAGCUUGCCCAGACAAUGGCUGAGAAACGCCGACACAAAGCGCUACGCCUACAAGAGAAUGCAGACCUCACCAGCUGGAGACAGUGGAGGCAAAACACCCAUAGAUAUCUCCGCAGGCUGCAAGAUGAUGUCCAUGAGUGGCUGACCGCUUUGCAGCUCUGGAGGAGCGACAUCCACAUUAUAGAGGGAAUGUUUGGCACAGGGAUCCUGUCCUACUUUUCUUUCCUGCGCUUCCUUGUCAUGCUCAACCUGAUCAUCUUCACGCUCAUGUUCAGUUUCGUCUUGCUGCCCAUCAUCAUUGCCCCGCAUGCUUCAGGGAACAUCACCUACAACCGGAAUGAUGGUAGUAUUUGCAGUGUUUAUCCAACUAGUGCUCGCCAAGGUCUUGUCAUUUUUCACGAGCACAUCGCAGACCUCUUAUCUGGCGGGGGUUUUCUUGAGCAGACCUAUCUGUUUUAUGGCUACUACAAAGCGGACAAAAUCCACUUCUCCAGGACCACCUAUAAUUUGCCUCUUGCCUACCUGCUGGUAACUGUAGCAUACCUGUUCCUCAGUCUGAUCUGGAUUGUUAAAAGGUCUGCCAAUGGUUUCAAACGUAACCUGGUUCAAGAUGAAGACCGUUUCCAGAGUUUUUGCAACAAGAUCUUUGCUGGUUGGGACUUCUGUAUCUCCAACAUGAAUGCAGCAAAGCUCAAAAGAAACAGUUUACUUUAUGAACUUCGGACAGAUUUGGAGGAAGAAAGGAUCAAACAGAAAAUAGCAGAUCGGACCCGUGAAGAGAAAUGUCGCAUUUAUCUCAUUCGUGUCAUCCUCAACCUGUUUGUCAUUGCUGUAUUGGCUUGUUGCUUCUACAGCAUUUACAUUGCAACCAUUUUCUCCCAGGAAGCACAGAUGAAUGAAGUCAAGGUCAAUUUUAUUGUGGAUCUCAUCCACCAAUACCUGCCAUCAAUUGUUAUCACUUUGGCCAACUUCAUCACUCCGCUCCUCUUCUCCGUCGUCAUCAACUAUGAGGACUACUCGCCGGCUUUUGAGAUCCGUUUUACUCUCAUGAGGUGUGUAUUCAUGCGACUUACCAGCAUUGGAGUUUUGCUCUUCUCUCUCUGGUCUCAUAUCACUAAAUGCAAAGAGGAGCCGUGUGUCUGCGGCUAUAACCAUGAGCUGUACUCAUGUUGGGAGACACGCAUUGGCCAGGAAAUGUACAAACUCACCGUCUUUGACUUUAUAAUUAUUGUGGCAGUCACCAUCUUUGUGGAGUUUCCCCGAAAGCUGAUAGUCAAGUACUGUGACUGUGGCCUUGCUAAGUGGUGGGGUCAGCAGGAGUUUGCUAUCCCUCAGAAUGUUCUCGAGAUUGUCUAUGGUCAGACCAUCUGCUGGAUCGGCACAUUCUACUCCCCAAUGCUGCCUGCAAUCUGCACCAUCAAGUACUUUUUUAUCUUUUACAUCAAAAAGGUGUCACUGAUGAAAAACUGCCGCCCAGCCACACGUCCAUUCAGAGCCUCAAGUUCCAACUUUUUCUUCCUGGGUGUGCUACUGAUCGGCUUGAUUUUGGCCUGUGUGCCUGUUAUUGUUAGUGUAGCACAAAUAAACUGCUCCCAGGCGUGCGGCCCAUUUGUGAAUUACACCACCUCCUGGGAGGUGCUGCCAACUGCCAUAUCCCAGCUACCCAGUGGGGUCCAAACGCUCCUCUUCGCCGUCUCAUCUGAGGCUUUUGCUGUGUCCUUCUUUGUUGUUACAUGUUUAGCCAUGUUUUAUGUGAUCGCACUCGCUGGAGCACACAAGAGGGUGAUCAAACAACUUAGGGAGCAGCUCGCCAUGGAGGGUCGAGACAAGCAUUUCCUGAUCCAGAAACUGUGUCAGGCCCAGAAACUCUCUGGUAUCACAUCGCCUGGCCCGCAAAGUCAGCGGCGGUCCAGCAGAAACAGCCCCACUUACCACACCAGCUUCUCCAACAAUUUUCCUGAAGGGGUGUUCUUCGCACAUUCACCUCUCGACACUUCUACACAUGUGUGAAGCAAGAUUUAGGAGCUCUGGAGGAACAAACCACAAGACUGGACAAGCAAGCUGCAGUUGGAUGGAACCAAAACUGUUUGUUUUAAUGUAAUAGACAUUUUCACUGUGUAUUGGCUAAACAAAAUACCGGUAAUUUGUUGGGUUUUUUUCAUUAUCUUUUCCUUCUGAGAAGGACUUAACUACAUAUACCAGAUCUUUGUUAAACAACUUUUAGGACUGUAUUGUGCACUUUAUAUUAAUUAUUGCUAAAUACUGACAUUAUAAAAUGUUAAUUUGUAUGUGAUUAUGCAAAAACUGAUAACAUACACCACAAUGCAAACCUGUCCGUACUGUUAAA